Messenger RNA from Triticum turgidum subsp. durum (durum wheat), 636 nucleotides. Lineage: Eukaryota; Viridiplantae; Streptophyta; Magnoliopsida; Poales; Poaceae. The record is from the annotation of a GenBank genome assembly.
AUGGCUCCCCUGCUCUUCAAGGACAUGAGGAGCCUCUCGUGCUCGUCGCCGGCGUCCACCGCCAUAUGCCCCAGCCUGGAGCGCCAGCCCAUCUUCCGGCCGCAGAAGGCCGGCGCCAGCCCGCUCUUCCAGGUCCCCGCCGAGCCCAGAGCCCACAGGCAGGACGGCAGGAAAGGGCAGCAGCACCACCACCACCACAGGGCUGGCGUUGCCAAUGGCGAGCUCGCCAGCCCGGCCGGGUCAACAAGGUUCCUGCUCAGCGGCUGUGCCGCCGUCGACGAGAUCCAGGAGGUGGCCACGGCUGCGGCGCCGCCUCCGGCCGCUGCCCCGGGUGGUGGUGAUGUCAGAAGGGAGGAGCCGGCUGCUGCUGCUGAUGUGAAGAACACGAGCACCAACACGCAGGAGCAGGUGGUGGUAUUGAAGGUGUCCCUGCACUGCAAAGCGUGCGCCGGCAAGGUGAAGAAGCACCUUGCCAAGAUGGAAGGUGUUCGGACGUUCAGCAUCGACUUCGCGGCGAAGAAGGUGACGGUGGUGGGCGACGUGACCCCGCUCGGCGUGCUCGCCAGCGUCUCCAAGGUCAAGAACGCGCAGAUCUGGGCGGCGCCGCCGCCGCCGCAGCCCGCCAUGGCCGCCUAG